CGCUCUAACGGCUUAUAAUGAUGGCGGAGCCGAGCUCGGAGUUCUGGCUUUACCGCCUACUGCGGAAAGCUGCCGGGAUGGCUGCACACCUUCUGUGUCUGGGAUUCACUAUCGGGAUCGGGGUGGUCAGUAGGCCGGGGACGAGUCUAUUUUCGUGGCAUCCAUUCCUGAUGGCUCUGGCUUUUUCCUUCAUUAUGACUCAAGCCAUUCUGCUAUUUUCUCCAGAGAGUUCCCUUAUUUUGUCCUACUCGAGGAAAAUUAAAGUCCGAUCCCACUGGGUUUUGCAAGGGUUGGCCACUGUGUGUGCCAUCUUGGGCUUGACCAUUAUCAGCUAUAAUAAAUACCUGAAUGACAAACCACAUUUUACCAGCUGGCAUGGUUUGAUCGGGCUAGCAACUGUCCUAUACAUUUGCUUGCAGACUACUGGUGGGGUGACUCUGCUGUAUCCCAAACUAAUGAGGAAAUGGUCUCUAGCCAAACUGAAAUUGUAUCAUGCUACCUCUGGACUGGUUGGCUACCUAUUAGGCUGUACCAGUCUGUUACUGGGCAUGUGUUCGGAAUGGUUCUCAGGGACAGUGGCUAGUGUUAGCUGGUAUCUGGCCAUUUGCUGCCCAGUUCUGUUGGCAUUGGUCAUCAUGAACCAAAUUACAAAUGCCUAUCUGAGGAAAAAGAGGAUACAGCCUUGAAUACACUUCCACCCUGGCAGUAGCUGCUUAUUAGCUACUCGGACUCUUUUUAAUCUGUAAUUCUACUAUAGAAGUCUUAAAACCAACUUCAGUCAGUAUGCAGAGAUUCUUGUCAAUGCUGGUGAUUGAUGAAGAUGUUGAAACUACUGGCAAAUCAGUCCUACUCCUUGAUUCUGCUGGCAAAUGGAGAAAGUGGGCCUGACCAACUGCUGGAUUGCUUCCCAUCUCAACCGAUGUUGCUCUUUUAAAGUGUUGGAAUAUCUUCAAGUUGCCCUCCUUUGUGUUUCCCUUUGACUGAUCAGCCAGCAGUGAAUAGUGCUGGCUUACUUCAGUCCAUUCUCACUGACUGGAACCCAAGAGAAUAUUUUAUAAAAUGGUAACAAAUGUAUUCAUGAGACAAGAUGUUGCACGAAAUAGAGUUCAGUGUUAAAGCCAAAAUCUCCUGCUAUUGUACUGUAUUUAAACUAAAGCAUGGUUUGAUCUCACAUUAAGAGAUUAAUUCUGAUAAUCUGAAAUAAUUUGAAAUGUACAAUUUAUAUCUCUGGUUAUUCAUAAACCUUCAUUCAUUUCAGUAGGAUUAUUAUCCCUUCCACCAUAUGAGUUUGUGGUUCCUUCACUGUAGUAAUUUACGACUAAAAGGAUGGUUAAUGUCAGUCUUGAUUGAGAUAAGCUUUUUAUUUAUUAAUGCAUAUACAAUGUUAAAUGUGCUGUUUAUUUUUCUACCUUCAUAUUCCAAAGUCAUUGCCCUGCAAGUAUUUAAUCCUGUGUGCGUUCUGUUGUUUUUCCAUAGUGUUGUGAUGUAUUGUGUGAACAUUUUGCUCCAGUUAGUAUGGAACAAAAUUAUACUUUAUUGCUGAUUGAUCUUUUGAGCUCAGAGGAACACCUUUAUAACAGUGGUAUGUUCUAUCUAAAUGUAUUUACAGACUGCUACAUAACAUAUUUGAUAUUCAGUUCUGUCGAAGUCAAGGGACAAAAUAUGGGCUUAAGUAGAUAAUGGACCAUCAAAAUGAUGUCAUCUGCAUUAUGUCCAAACCACUGGUUUCACCACAUAGUCUGUCCUGGCUGUACUUUAGCUCCAGUGAAUUAUUUUCAGUUUAACAAACAAAGUACAAGAUUAUAUAAUGAUGAGACAAUUUCUGAUCGUGUGUAAUGUAUCCACGUAAUUCUGUCUUCAAAAGAAUCACAUCAAUCACAGUGGGAAGGAAUUCCUUGCUUGAAUCCUUUUGACAGUGUUGUUACUCCCUUGUAUCUUUUGUAUGACAGCUGAGGUAGGACUGUAUUCAGAAAGUAAGGGAACAGAUGAUUGAGAAGUACUGCCAUUGCAAUUAAGAGAUUAUUCAAAAAGAAUUGUAACUCAAGGUAUAAACUCUUAUUACCUUGAAAAUACCAAAAAAAAAACUUGAACAUACUGAUGAUGCACUCAUUCUCAUAUUUUUCUGUUGACUGACCUGAACUCCCAAAUCCUCAGGAGAGUUCUUCAGUAAAAUGGAUCUGUUUGAUUGGAUCUCAGUUUCCAACAGGGUUGAUACCAAAGCAUCCUAUGAUCAAAGGAGUUUUAAUACAGAGUUAUCAGGGAUAUACAGUUCCCAUUGGUAAUGAUGUACUUAAUAAUGAUGCAAAGAGAUUCAGAUAUUUCUGCUCCACUUGUUGGAUUUUUAUUGCUAAUUUCUUUGAUUUACUGAAGCCAUUUGUACUGUACCUUGUAGUCAGUGUGCACACAAUAAAUAUCCAUCUCUCGUGUGUCCGAGUGCUAUGUCAU
Mobula hypostoma (lesser devil ray) is the source of this 2445-nucleotide messenger RNA. It is a transcript of the gene cyb561d2, whose product is annotated as transmembrane reductase CYB561D2. Gene Ontology annotation, molecular function: transmembrane monodehydroascorbate reductase activity; heme binding. Bases 18 to 686 code for a protein of 222 amino acids. Gene Ontology annotation, cellular component: endoplasmic reticulum. NCBI's taxonomy places the organism in Eukaryota, Metazoa, Chordata, Chondrichthyes, Myliobatiformes, Myliobatidae. The transcript has 3 exons. The record is from RefSeq and is a predicted model, not a curated record.